AUGACAUCGAAAGACCAAAAGGUCCUGAUCAUCGGUACCGGCACUUUCGGAGCUAGCACCGCAUAUCAUUUGGCAAAGCGAGGCUAUACGAACGUUACUUGUAUCGACAAAUGGCCAUAUCCCAGUCUAGACUCUGCUGGCUAUGACAUCAACAAGAUCAUCAGAACAGAAUAUGAUGAACCUCUCUACGCAGAAAUGGCUCUUGAAGCGAUCCAAGCCUGGCGAGACCCAAUGUACACCGACAUAUUCCACGAAACCGGCUGGAUCUUGACAACACUCGGCGACCCAAAAGCAGUAACUCACCUCCAGAAGUCGUAUGAGAAUCUCAAAAACAAAGGUCAAGCCCACAAUAUCGAUUUUGUUGCUGGCAAAGACGAGAUCACGAGACACGUACCGCAGUUGAAGAAUGCGAGAGAUAUAGACAAUUGGAAGGGUCUUUGGAACAAACAGGCUGGAUGGGCUCAUGCGGCCAAUGCGAUCAAGAAGGUCGCUGAUGAGGCGAAGGCUAUGGGUGUGACCUUUAUCUCUGGCGCUGCGGGAGAAAUGGUCGCUCUUGAGACUUCCGGUGAUAGAGUCACUGGUAUUAAAGUAAGAUCUGGCGACGUCUACGCAGCGGAAAAGUAUGUCUUGUCCACCGGUGCUGCAUCUCCCGCUCUUCUUCCCGAAUUAUCAACACAACUAUGGAGUAAAUGCUGGACAUACGGGCUCUUGGAGCUUACGGAAGAAGAAGCUGCACAGUUCAAAGACAUGCCGGUAGUACUGAACCACGAAUUGGGCUUCUUCUUCGAACCCAGCACAGAGGGUCGACUCAUUAAAAUCUGCAACGAAUUUCCUGGCUAUCAAUGGAAACAAGGAACAUACACCGACGAAGCUGGAAAAGGGCAUAAGUACUCCAUCCCUCGAUACGCGUCUGAAUACCCUCAGGAUGGCAUUCCGAAAGAGGCAAUGGAUGCCAUCAAGAACUUCAUCAGCACCGUCAUCCCACAGUUCGAAGGUCGAGAAAUCAAGGGAGCAAAAGUGUGUUGGUGCACAGAUUCGCCAGAUGCUCACUAUCUGAUUGAUACACAUCCAAAGUAUCCUGGCGGAGAAUUGUUACUGGCGACUGGGGACAGUGGACACGCCUUCAAGAUGCUGCCCAUCAUCGGAAAAUAUAUUGCAAAUGCGCUAGAAGGAAAUUUCAAGCCUGAGUGGAAGUAUGGAAACAGGAAGCACCUUGACAGUGGCAGGCCUGGUGAUGAGGUCAAAGAUCUCGCGGACGUCGGCAUUGGUGAGCGUCAGGCCAGAUUGUAA
Molecule: messenger RNA, 1290 nt
Organism: Aureobasidium subglaciale EXF-2481
Lineage: Eukaryota; Fungi; Ascomycota; Dothideomycetes; Dothideales; Saccotheciaceae
Exons: 2
Coding region: 1-1290 (429 amino acids)
Molecular function (GO): sarcosine oxidase activity; flavin adenine dinucleotide binding; saccharopine oxidase activity
Source: RefSeq, a predicted model, not a curated record